GGGGGCGGUCCGUCAGGAUGUCCAGGACCCAGUUGCAUAGGGAGGAGUUCAGUCCCAGGGCCGUGAGUUUAGAGGACACUAUGGUAUUGAAGGCCGGGCUGUAGUUGAUGAACAGCAUCCUCACAUAUGCAUUCCUUUUGUCCAGGUGGGAGAGGGCAGUGUGCAAUGCAAUGGUGAUUGUGUCGUUUGUGGAUCUGUCAGGGUGGUAGGCGAAUUGGAGCGGGUCGAGUGUGUCGUUGAGGGAGGAGGUGAUGUGGUCUUUGUCUAGCCUCUCGAAGCACUUCAUGACUACGGAAAUCAGAGCAGUGGUUGAAGAGGGACUCAAUCAGCUGCCAUACAGCGAGUGUACAGUGACCACUCCCACAGGGCAUAAGUAUGAUGGCGUGAAGUUUGAGAAAGGCAACUGCGGUGUCAGCAUUAUGAGAAGCGGCGAGGCCAUGGAGCAGGGACUCAGAAACUGCUGUAGGUCCAUCCAUAUCAGUAAGAUCCUCAUCCAGAGUGACGAGGACACCCAGAAGAUCAAAGUUUACAACGCCAAGUUCCCCCUAGAUAUCAACAGGAGGAAAGUCCUCCUAAUGUAUCCCAUUCUCACUACGUAGGGAUCAUCAUGUCAAGUAUGGAUCACCAACAGACUCAAUACAGUACUAACUCCUCCUCGGGACAAAGAGUUCAGGUGAAGUGUUGCUCUACCCUGGGCCCAAGGAACUGUGCUGUUGGAGUCACUUUUUGAAUGAACCAGAAAUUAGGACUAAAUUGCUCCCGUUAGCAAGGCAAUAGUGUAAUAGUCAUGGGCAUCCCCUGUUUUUAUGAAGAACACUUGACAGUGGGACUCUUCCACUUGAUUUGCUCUUUGCAACACGUUUUCUGUUAAAUGACACCUUCCAGCUAAGAUAAUUGUGGGAAGGUGUCUUUUAUUCGGCUCUGAAAAUGACCUUGGUAGGUAGCGUGCUUCAUAUUUUUCAGCAUAAUUUAUCCCAGGCAGAUAAUUACACAUUUCUGAGGGAAACCAUAAAGAGCUCACUGGACGGCAAUGAAAAUUAUGAAUAGGCCAAAUGGAGCCACUGAGAGUGAAGUAAUGGUCAUCUUUUUGUCCACUAACUAGCAUCCCUCUCUGGGAGGAUUGAAAACCUGCCUUGAGACAGAUCAAAAUGACAUUUUAUUAUUUUAUAGAAAGUAUCAGCAGAUGAGUCAUAGUAACGAUCACUCAAGGCUAAUACUAAGGACAGACUUUUCUUCAAGACGUCAUUCAUGUUGCCUGUUCCUCGGUCAAGUCACUGUGAUGUCUGUCCUGUUUUUAUGCUAUCUAAUAUGCAUAUGUUCUGUCUUCAGGUACAGAUAACACCGUGAUUGAGGCUGUGAGAGUUCUGACUGAACAUGGUCUCCGGGCCAAACUCCACCCCUCACCUAUAUAACACUGCCUCACCUAUAUAACACUGCCUCACCUAUAUAACACUGCCUCAGCUAUAGUCCCUACCUUUAAUAUGGAAGUAGACUUCAUAAGGUUCAACAUUCUAGGGUUUCAUACUACACCCUGUUUUCCAUUCAUUCCGGGCUCUAUUUGUAACUGCGCAAGUGUGAAGCAUGUGUUAGUUUGCAAUUUCGUCAUGCAAAACUGACACAGUGGCAUUUUCCAGCCUUAAUGCUCGGUUCGGCAAUUUAUAAUAUCAGCUUGCUUGCGCUAAGGUGGGAGGGGUAGCCAUAUUUGAGGCUUGUUUAUCAGGACACACCUCAAAUAUGGCCACCGGUCGAGGGGAACUCUAUGAAAAUAGUGAUGGAUAGCCUACUUGAACAAACCAAAUGCAGGCAUGUGAAUUGUGAAUAAUUAAAAAGCAUUAGAGCAAAAACCUUCCAAAAUAUUUCAAAGCACUCGCAGUAGACCAUUUAAACCCCCUUUUAUCUAUAGGCUACUUUUGGUUAAAGACCAGGACAAAAAUACACACCUAUGCGUUGCUUCUAAACCAGCCUUGAUUAAGGGGGCGGGCAGGCUAUACUUGGCAGGCUAUACUUGGCAGGCUAUACUUGGCUUUUAAUCAAAUUAAACGAAAUGGGGGGAAACCAAUAGUAUUUUUAUGUUGUCGGUUGUCCCGCUGUCGGUUGUCAUGCACACCUGUCUGUCUUCGUGCGUCUUUGAGACCCUGGGCUAUUGUUUCACUGGUAUGGUCAUCGGGGAAGUAUGACGUCUUGAGGCAUACAUUAAGCAAUGUCUAUUUUUCAUCUAUAUAGUGGGACUGUUAAACUUAGGUAUGGCUCCAACAUUCUGCUCGACCAUAGAUCGGUUGUGGUGGAAAAGCAAGACACAUUAGCCAGCUUCUCAGUGACUCUUUGGCGGGUAGCAAUGUAUAACCGCGGCAUUGCUUCUUCCGCAAAAUACUUGCGGCUUGGUAGCUGAUAUUUGGGGUCAAUUGCACAAGCAUUUCGCUACACUCGCAUUAACAUCUGCUAACCAUGUGUAUGUGACAAAUAAAAUUUGAUUUGAUUUGAAAAAAAAAA
Molecule: messenger RNA, 2490 nt
Organism: Oncorhynchus masou masou (cherry salmon)
Lineage: Eukaryota; Metazoa; Chordata; Actinopteri; Salmoniformes; Salmonidae
Product: uracil phosphoribosyltransferase homolog
Exons: 4
Coding region: 252-599 (115 amino acids)
Source: RefSeq, a predicted model, not a curated record